GGCAGAAGAGUGCAGCCGAGUUUGUUGGUUUGUUGGGUCUCUGGUUUUGAUGUUGAAUAAAAUUAUAGAAAUCUCAGCAUUGAAAUUUGGGGAUAGAUAGAUAGAUAGAUAGAUAAAUAGAUAGCUUUGUGGAUUACAAGGGGCUCUCUCACUGAUCCUGAUCUCUUUUUUGUUUGAUGGGAAUUGUUUUCUGGGAAAGUUUCUGCCCAUGAGAAAGUUAUCUUUCAAGGAUUCUCUGAAAGCGCUUGCAGCUGAUAUUCAGCACGCCAACACUCUGGCUUUAGACUUUCCGAGGGAGGAUAAUGGAGCGCGUCUUCAGAUGAGACUGUCUUACAGUCCAGCAGCUCAGUUUUUCCUUUUCCUUGUUCAGUGGACUGAUUGUCAGCUAGCCGGUGCCCUUGGUUUGCUUAGAGUACUUAUCUAUAUGACCUACGCUGAUGGCAAGACUACCAUGUCUGUUUAUGAGAGGAAAGCCACCAUUAGAGAAUUUUAUGGGGUAAUAUUUCCUUCUUUGCUGCAACUUCAUAAAGGGAUAACUGAUUUGGAAGAUAGGAAACAGAGAGACUUAUGUAAUAUCAGAUACAGAAGGAAAGAUAAGUUGGAAAGAGGGAAGCUUUCUGAAUUUGACAUUGAAAGAGAAGAGGAAUGUGGGAUUUGCAUGGAGGUUAACAGCAUGGUUGUAUUGCCUAAUUGCAGCCAUUCACUAUGUUUGAAGUGUUAUCAUGACUGGCGAGGACGGUCUCAGUCGUGCCCCUUCUGUCGAGAUAGUCUGAAAAGGGUCAACUCAUGCGACCUCUGGAUCUGUACAGAUAAGUGUGAUAUUGUUGAUCCAUCAACAAUUUCAAGAGAAAACUGUAAGAGGCUGUUCAUGUACAUCGAUAAAUUACCUGUUGUUGUCCCAGCCCAUAUUCUUGUUCCCUACGAUUCUCAUGUUAGGUGAGGGCGUGCAUACCGGUCUUGGUACUUGUCCAUAUUAUUAUGUACAUAAAACAUGGCUUAAUAUCUGCCAUACUACCAUUUUCAAAUGUAAAAUAGUUCCUUUGUCUCUGAUUUUGGCCUCAAAACAUAUUUUGUCUACAACAUUAGAUCAUCUGGUGAUAAUCAAAGUUUAGGGAAGCAUUGUUCCCAUGGAGGCUUAAUUUGCAGUGUUUGGUUGGUCUUUGUUCUUUUUUUUAACAAUAAGACAAUUUCCUUCUACUCUUCUAUUGAAAAAAAAAAAUACAAAUAA
This is a messenger RNA of Rubroshorea leprosula, 1228 nucleotides long. The record is from the annotation of a GenBank genome assembly. Lineage: Eukaryota; Viridiplantae; Streptophyta; Magnoliopsida; Malvales; Dipterocarpaceae.